Cyprinodon variegatus (sheepshead minnow) is the source of this 4630-nucleotide messenger RNA. It is a transcript of the gene rereb, whose product is annotated as arginine-glutamic acid dipeptide repeats protein-like. Gene Ontology annotation, molecular function: zinc ion binding; sequence-specific DNA binding; transcription corepressor activity. The record is from RefSeq and is a predicted model, not a curated record. NCBI's taxonomy places the organism in Eukaryota, Metazoa, Chordata, Actinopteri, Cyprinodontiformes, Cyprinodontidae. The coding region runs from base 165 to 3713 and encodes 1182 amino acids. The transcript has 17 exons. Gene Ontology annotation, biological process: regulation of DNA-templated transcription. Gene Ontology annotation, cellular component: nucleus.
ACACCGCCUCCAUUUUGAAUAGCCAUGUAAUAGGGAUCGCACAGUUGGUGCGCGUGUAUACAUGUAUGUGUGUGUGUGUUUGUGUGUGUGUGUGCGCGCGCGCGCGUCUCGCCCACAGUGCUGCGUAGUGUCAACAAGCCACAACCAACCAAACAUCCGUCGACAUGGACGACCUGUUCAGUCCCCGCAGGAGCUUGAACAGCACACAGGGUGAAAUAAGAGUGGGACCAAGUCAUCAGGCAAAGCUCCCAGAGCUACAGCAGCGGCCUUCAUCUGGUGCACAGACCCAGACAGAGAAUGAGGAGCUCAUGUGGACACCUGGAGUUAAUGACUGUGACCUUCUUAUGUACCUUAGAGCAGCCAGGAGCAUGGCAGCAUUUGCAGGGAUGUGUGAUGGUGGAUCCACAGAGGAUGGAUGUCUGGCAGCUUCCCGUGAUGACACCACACUUAACGCUCUCAACAUGCUUCAUGCAAGCCAUUACGACGCAGCCAAAGCUCUGCAGCGUCUGGUCAAGAGGCCACUACCAAAACUGAUUGAAAAAUGUUGGUCAGAAGAUGACGUGAAACGCUUCAUCAAAGGUCUAAGGCAAUAUGGAAAGAAUUUUUUUCGCAUCCGGAAAGACUUUCUGCCCAGCAAAAAGACUGGAGAACUGAUCACAUUUUAUUACCACUGGAAGAAAACCCCAGAGGCUGCUGGAACCAGAGCUUAUCGUCAGCAACGUCGGCAGCCGUCCUCUCGCAAAGCAAAGACUCGAUCCACAGCAGCUACUGUCAGCCCUCCAUCUCGAAAUUAUUCAGUUGAAGCCAGCUCUGCCAGUGAAGAUGAUGUCGACAGCGAAGACAGCGAACAGGAAGCAAAGAGCUGCAGUCACUGUGGAACAACCACUUCCAAGGAUUGGCACCAGGUCGGGAGAGACAACUCUCUGCUCUGCACGACUUGCCGCGUGUACGAAAACAAACAUGGUUGCCUGCCACCUGCCUCUAAAUCUGCAAGCGCUUCAUUUAUGUUCAAACCUGUCAAAGCGGAAGAAGAGGUGAACAACAAGCAUGGAAUGAGGACUCGGCAGAGCAGAGCACCUCAGAUGUCAUCAUUAAGAAGUGGCCUCAGGAGGUUCACAGGCUCACCAAGCACAGAGGAUUCACAGCACAGUAACCACAAUUUCCCAACUGGAGGAAUCUCAAUUUCAUUAAGAUCCUCUGCAGAUCAUAAAAAUGACUCCACAAAGAAAGGGAACAAGAAGAUAAAAGAGGAGGUAACGGUGCCAAAGACUGCAAAACGCGUGCGGGAAAUUCCUGCUGUAGAGCCUGAUGAACCUGAAAAGAUGACACCUAAAAGGCCAAAGAUUCAGGAUCCACAAGGCGGCUCACGUUCAGAAGGUGAGGCAGAGGAAGAAAGCUCCUCAGAGAGUCGCAGCGCUCACGAUGAUGGCAGUGACACCAAAGACAUCGAUCAGGACAACCGCAGUUCCUCUCCAAGCAUACCUAGUCCUCAGCAGGGCAAUGAGAGCGACUCAGACUCUUCUGCCCAGCCCAACGGGGCUCCACCAGAGGCUUGCGCUUCAGCCACUGUGCCAUCUGACUCAUCGGUAUCUCAAGGUCUCUCCUCUCAGGACCCUCCCAUCGCCAAUCAACCUUCACAAAGCAUUGCCUCAGCUGAUCCGGCCCAGAGCCCUGGUCUAUCUUCUCCAGACUCCACACAGUCUGCUGCUGCUCAGUCCCCAGCCACAGGCAGCUCAGGAAGCCGGUCACAGCUGGUCCCAGGUCCACGGCCGACACCAGCAGCACUCAGUCAGGACCCUCCUCUUGCUUCUACGUUGCACUUUUCACCGUCUCUCAACUCCUCACAGCCCCUGCAGCCAAACAGCUCACCACCGCAGACCCCUCCCCGUUCUGUGCCCUUUUUUAGGGAUACUCAGCUCCCACACCCACCACUCACUGGCGCCCAAGUAAAGCCCCCUCCCACAACCCCAAUUCCACCAUCCCACAAACAGUUGCCACACCCGUCUGCAGCACCUUUCCCUCAGAUGCCUGCUAAUCUUCCCCCUCCUCCUGCUCUGAAGCCCCUCAACACUCUCCCCAACCAGCAUCCUCCAGGGGCCCCUCCUCCUCCUUUGCAGCUCAUGUCGCAUCCUUUGCCUUCACAUUCAGCUCCAUCCCAACCACCGAUGUCUUCUCAGAACCACCCUGGGAAAAGCAUGACCUCUCCCCUCACAGCACCUCCAGUUUCCCUCCCUCUCACAUCAUCUGCUGCCGGCCCCGUUCCGAACCUGCAGCCAUCCAUCCCACAUCUUCCUCCCAGACCCUCACCAAGCUCUGCUACAGGGGCAUCACAAAUACAGAUUAAAGAAGAGCCGCUGGAUGAGGUGGAGGAGCCCGAGAGCCCGCCGUCUCCUCCCAGGAGCCCCUCCCCAGAGCCUUCUGUCGUCAACAUGGCAAGCCAUGCCAGUCAGUCCGCAAGGUUCAUAAAACAUUUGGAUCGUGGCUACAACUCUUGUGCAAGAACAGACCUCUUCUUUACUCCGCUAUCGACCUCCAAGCUGGCCAAGAAAAGAGAGGAGGCUGUAGAAAGGUUGAGGAGAGAGGCUGAGCUCAGCGCUCGGCAGGAACGUGAAAGAGAGAAGGACAGGGAGCGGGAGAGGGAGAGAGAAGCAGAUAGAAACUCUAGGGCAUCCAGCUCUUCCCACGACAGUCGCAUGAGUGAGGUGCAGAUGACUGCUCAGGUUCACGGCCGGCCCUCCUUUGAGCAGCCCCCCACUACCGUAGCGGCCGUGCCCCCUUACAUCGGCCCAGACACACCAGCCAUGCGAAGCCUUAAUGACUAUGCUCGACCACACGUCAUGUCCCCCUCAAACCGCAACCAUCCUUUCUACGUGUCCCUGAGCCCGGGAGACCCCCUGCUGGCCUACCACAUGCCUGGCCUAUACAGCACGGAUCCGGGCCUUAGAGAGCGGGAGCUAAGAAACUUCAGGGAGCGAGAGCUACGUGAGAGAAUGAAGCCUGGCUUUGAGGUCAAACCCCCAGACCUGGAAACUCUACACCCGUCAGCCAACCACCUGGAGCACUUUGCUAGACACGGUGCGCUGGCUCUUCCCCACAUACCCGGGCCCUCCCACCCUUUUGCACCCUUCCAUUCCGGGCUGAAUCCCUUGGAGCGUGAGAGGUUGGCGCUAGCAGGCCCUCAGAUGCGCCCUGAGCUGAGUUACGCUGAGAGGCUGACUGCAGAGCGGCUUCAUGCUGAGAGGAUGGCUUCUGUGGCGACUGAUCCAGCUGCCCGGCUGCAGAUGCUCAACGUGACUCCUCAUCACCACCAACACUCUCACAUUCACUCCCACCUGCACCUCCACCAGCAGGACCCCCUUGGUCAAGGUUCCAGUCCUCAUCCUCUGGUGGACCCGCUGGCAACAGGACCACGUUUGGCUCGAUUUCCUUUCCCUGGCCCGAUGCCCAAUCCAUUGCUCGCUGAUCUCCCUCACGAUCAUGAGAUGCUGCGCCACCCACUGUUUGGAGCUGCAUAUCCGCGAGAGCUUCAGGGUCCUAUUCCUCACAUGUCUGCCUCACAUCAGCUCCAGGCCAUGCAUGCACAGUCUGCAGAGCUGCAGAGGAUGGCAAUGGAGCAGCAGUGGCUUCAAGGGCAUCACAUACAUGGAGGCCCUCUGCCAAGUCAGGAAGAUUAUUACAGCCGUCUGAAGAAAGAAGGUGACAAGCCAUCUUGAGGUGGUGCAUGCCCCUACAGAAUAUGAUUCUAUACUUUAUACACUCUAAAUGUAAUUUUGUGUGCUGUCUUUUGUUUGUUUGUGUUGAUAAAUUUAAGAAUAGUUGUGGAACUCAAAGUACGUUUCGUGUUCUGCGCAUCAUGAAACCCUAAGAUUUUCCUUCAGAAUUUCCUCGUUUUAUUGUCCAGUUUAUAAGCAGUUCCUCCAUCUGAGAUGAGACUCUUAAAGUCACACUUUUCCUCUAACCAGCUGUUAAAACCUAUUUCUUAUGCCGUCAUGUGGGCUUGCUAAAGAAGAGUAAAAACAGGCCGACUUUGGUGUUAACUUUUAAUAUCUGUCAUUUCUAAUAGAGUUCUUGUACAGAAUAAUGUUUAAAUCUGUGUGGAUGAUAGUUAUGACUUAGCAUGACUCACCCUUCACUUUUUCCACUAAGAUACUAGUACUAAGUUGUAUUGUGUGGUUAGGCUUUAAAAGCACCGUAGAAGACUGGAUUUAAUCCUUAAUAAGAAAUGUAUCUUGAAAUCCUAAAUUUUUAUAUAUCAAUAUAUCUUUUCACUGUAUAAUCGAAGCUCCUUUUUUGAGACUGUAAAUAUUACAUGUUCACAAUAAUCUAUAUGACUGAGUAUUAUUGAUAUAUCAGUAGAUGUAAACACUUGAUUCAGCAUGAAAACAGUAAAAUCCUAAGAUAGUGUCAUAAAGUGUGGUAGAAACUUGGACCAUAACCUGCCUGUCUGUUUACUGACAGGAGAUUUUCUUUGGAGAAUCUAUUGAAAUUGUUUUCCUGAAAAUGACCCAGUUGAAUACAAACUCUUAAACAUUUGGGUGGAGUUUUUUCUAAGAAAUACUGCCUAAAUUCAGUAUUUAUGUGACAUAUAUAUCGAUCUGUAUCCAUACCAUAUUUAUUUCAAUAAAUAUUU